AUGUCAGGAAAUAGCCGUCAUUAUUCCAGCCUAGAUCACUCACGCCGUGAGAUUCGGCUGUUACACUUACACCCGGGUAAGCUUUCGAGUCUCAUCUCUUGUCAUCUAUCCCAAUGCUCUUUAGACGACAAGCCAACAUACGAGGCACUGUCCUACGUGUGGGGGACGAGUAUUAAUCCUCAGCGUAUCGUGCUCACUAGAGAUAACCUCUUUCCCCUCGAAGGCAGUGACUUUGCAGUAGCUCCCAAUCUCUACGCUGCGCUCCAAUUUAUUCGGAAACCCGACGCGGAGCGCAUCGUUUGGAUUGAUGCCAUCUGUAUUAACCAGGAGGAUAUUCCAGAGCGGGAAUAUCAAGUCGCACUGAUGGGCCAGAUCUAUUCCGGCGCUAAGCAGGUCCUCUGCUGGCUGGGAACACCGAAUGAUAACGGAAUCGUGAAUCCGCAGGGGAGCAUCAUCAGUGCCGAUGAGAUGGAUGACAUGACUUCUCUUAAAAGCCGCUUUGGUGGGCCUAAUAGCCCCGAAGUACAGAACACCAAAGUCGCUAUUCGGUUCCUGCGUACACUUGCAAAUUUAGGAGAAGAGAAUCAUCUGAAGGACUCACCACUUUUCGAAAGAGUAAUUAAUACCCGGCGUCCUCCGAACGAAGCCGAGUUCACAGUAGCAUCUUCCUAUAUUGAAGGGUUCAAAGUCUUAGUACGCUGGAUAAAUAGUGCCUGGUGGGACAGGGCAUGGACCGUCCAGGAGGCCCGGCUUGCCCAAGACCUCCGGAUCGUAAUAUACCAUGUCAUGAUACCGUUCAAGACAUUACUCUUGGCUCAGCAUUUUCUAGGCUUGCACAUGGAAAACUGCUGCGGAAACGAGAUGGAUAGGCUCCUAAAGGACCAACGCAAUGUCCUCAAAAAAUUCCUUGCAAAGACGGUAGAGAUUAUACCACAGCUCAUUGCUCAAGACUCCCCGCGGGAUCUAGGUUACCUUCUCCGAAGGUACCGUGUACGCCAGGCGACCGACUCACUGGACAAAGUCUAUUCACUCCUAGGGCUAUCGGUAUGGAACCAUGCUGCCCCGUUGAAGCCUAACUACUCUAUCAGUCCCGAACAGCUUUACGUGAACACGACUAUGAAGUUGAUAGAGGACAGCAAUUCCUUAAACAUCUUGCAAGGGGCGCAGAGCUCUUUGAAAAGACUGCGUCUCCCGUCGUGGGUCCACGAUUGGACUAUCCCGAUGGACGGCGAGGAUGGGUUCCGAGAGCUAGAGAGAGACCAGGGGCUAUACAAUGCAGGCGGGCAGUUAUCCAAAGUCCGCCUUUGUUGCAAUUCGGAGCUCAUAGUCGACGGGCUAAUGGUUGGUGUGGUCACGUCAGUAGGAGACAUAUGCGACAUUGUCAAGGGCACGACUUUCGAGGAUCUAAUAGGAUGGGAACGACUAAUCUACAAGCAUGGACUACACCCAGACGAACCGUACACGAAUGGCCAAUCUUACUCAGAUGCUUUUAGAAGCACUCUGGGUGGAGACGUGGUAUGCACAACCGAACGAAUACUGCUUGGGCCGGGCAUUCCAAUGCGAAACUACUUUCGAUCCGGAUAUAAAGGGCCCGAAAGGAGGCAGUUAGAUGAGAGCGACGAGGAUCUAUGUAGGAACUGGUGGGAAAUUGUAGUCCACGCUGAUGAAUCAGACACGGCGCCCCCAAGCUGGUACAACCACGCCGCAUCCGUCAUUAUACCAACAGUCGGGAACAAUCGCUUUUAUAUUACCAACCAAGGGCUCAUGGGCAUAGGUCCGCCAGGGAUGGUUACCGGCGAUACGGUGUUUGUGUUGCGAGGUAGCGCGCUGCCGUAUAUUUUACGACAAGUAGGUAGUAGCCACGAGCCAAAGCCGAAGGAUUGCCAUGCCCCCGCAGAGCAUCGACUCAAGCUCGUCGGUUCUAGCUACGUCCAUGGGAUAAUGGAUGGGGAGGUCCUUAAGGAUGAUACGAAAACUCGAGUUGAAAUUCAUUUAUGUUGA
This is a messenger RNA of Daldinia vernicosa, 2001 nucleotides long. Its product is annotated as heterokaryon incompatibility protein-domain-containing protein. NCBI's taxonomy places the organism in Eukaryota, Fungi, Ascomycota, Sordariomycetes, Xylariales, Hypoxylaceae. The transcript has a single exon. The coding region runs from base 1 to 2001 and encodes 666 amino acids. The record is from RefSeq and is a predicted model, not a curated record.